Molecule: messenger RNA, 1056 nt
Organism: Fraxinus pennsylvanica
Lineage: Eukaryota; Viridiplantae; Streptophyta; Magnoliopsida; Lamiales; Oleaceae
Source: the annotation of a GenBank genome assembly
AUGGAGUACUCUCAAGGAGGUUCACAAGUAAGGCGACUUCACAUCGUCUACUUCCUUAGUAGAAAUGGUCAUAUCGAGCACCCCCAUCUCAUUCGAGUCCAUCAUCUCUCAAGAAUUGGUGUACACUUGCGAGAUGUUAAGAGAUGGUUGGCAGAAUUACGAGGAAAGGACAUGCCUGAAACCUUUGCUUGGUCAUAUAAGAGGCGGUACAAGACAGGUCAUGUGUGGCAAGAUUUGCUAGACGAUGAUCUAAUCACUCCAAUCUCGGAUAAUGAAUACAUUCUCAAGGGAUCAGAGAUUAUCCCUACAACUUUUCAUAAAGAGAUUUCAUAUGCUGAAAAGCAAGUUCCCAUGCAAACCAAGCCCUCACUUGAAGAAGAUGAAGAGAAGAAACCCAUAGAAACUCAAACACAAUCAGAAACCUCAAUUGAUGUUUCCACAGAAGAAUCCACAAUAUUUGGUUCGGAAACAUCUACUUCGACAGAUAAUUCAGCGAAACUUGAAGUAUAUGAGAAGAAUUCAGAUACAAUAAGUGAACAAGAUCAAUCAAUUCAAAUGGAAAAGAAAAGGAAAAAUAAAGUGCAAAUCGAAAUAAUUGAUAGGCCGAUGGCUUCAUCAAUUAAAUCAUCAUCUGAAUCUUGUUACGCAAAAGGCACGAGCCAUUCAAGCAGAGGAUCCCAAAUAUUUCGUAACUUGAUCACUUGUCGUGCUUUAGAUACUAAUGAUUCAGCUGUCGUGAUGAUCAAUAGUAAAAAUAGUGAGAUAUGCAAAGGAGAGAAACUUGGAGGGUCUCAGAGGAUGUUUGGGACUACAUUGAACCAACAACCAUGGAAUACUGGCAGGAAGAGCUGUGAUGGGGUGAUGGAUUCAAAGAAAAAUUCCGGUGAAUUCAUUAAUCAAAGAACGACACGCAAUGCUUACAAACUCGUUAAUAACCCAAAUUGCUCGCAAUGCGGGAAGGAAUUCAAGCCAGAGAAGCUGCAUGCACAUAUGAAAUCCUGCAAAGGAAUCAAAGCCACUUCACGAAGAUCAAUUCAGCUUUUGGCUACAACGUAA